AUGCGGUCUCUCCCCAAGGUCCUUGCGCCGUAUUUCGCGCUUGCAUUCCUCGUACCUGCUGCCACCUGUCUGCCCCGUGAAGAUCCCAAGUCCUGCAAUGGCUGUUCUAAUCCUACAGCUACUAUCGACUCCGGUGUAGUCACUGGCAAAGUCACUCAUAUCCCCGGCUCGGGGUCGUCUGUGAACCAGUUCUUGGGCAUUCCAUUCGCUCAACCACCUACAGGCGAUCUCCGCUUUGCGCCUCCUGAAAAGCCGCAUGUUUGGGAUGGGACAUAUAACGCCGUCGCCCAGCCCCCAGCAUGUAUUCAAGAUUUUGGCAACAGAACCACCGGCAGCGAUUUCCAGCAGGCGCUGUUCAACACCCCCCCUCCUCCAGGGGAGAGUGAGGACUGCCUCUAUCUUAACGUGUAUGCACCUAGCUCUGGUGGCAAGGAUAAACCUGUCUUGUUUUGGAUCUACGGUGGUGGGUACAGGUUUGGUGCCAGCUCGCUUCCACUCUAUGACGGCACUAGCUUUGCUGCAAAUCAGGAUAUCAUUGUUGUGACAGCAAACUAUCGAACAAAUCUGUUUGGCUUUCCUAGAUCACCUCAGCUCCCACUCGAUGCACAAAAUCUUGGCCAAUUAGACCAGAGACUGGCUCUUGACUGGGUCCAGCGAAAUAUCCGCAGCUUCGGUGGUGGCCCAGGAAAAGUCACAAUCGCCGGAGAGUCUGCCGGUGCGGUAUCCGUGAGCGCUCUCAUCAACACGAUGCCGGUCAAUCCACCAUUUCGAGGCGCUAUCCUCCAGGCAGGACAGUCACUAAUCCAAUUCCCACCGCCUCCGCCCAACGAUGACCAAACGUCCUGGGAGGCCCUCAUCCAACUCCUCAACUGCACCGACACCUCCGACGCAGGUAUUCUGGCCUGCGCACGUGCUGUCAGCGCCGAGACGCUUAAAGAAAUUCUGCAGACUACUGGCCUCUCUUUCCAAAGUCCAGUUGCUGACAAUGUCACAACUCUUGAAUUCCCGGCCGCAGCAUACGCAGCAGGCAGUGUCUCCAGGGUGCCAAUCCUUGCUGGUUCCAAUUUCGACGAGGGCAGCAGCUUCGCCUACGGUGCAGGUGAAAAUGUUACCGAGUUCCUUGCAAGCGUCUCACUGCCUACUGCAAUAGUCGAACAGAUCGCCGAGCUCUACGCGCCUGACUCGCCUGCCACGGUGGGUCGGACGACAGGAAACCAGAUCAUCGCCCAGAUCAUCACCGACUCCUCUGCCCGCUGUCCCGCUGGACUCUUUGCCAAUCUCACCUUGACCGCUCUUGACGUUCCCGCAUGGCAGUACCUGUUCAACGCCACAUUCCCUAACACCCAGCAUCCAGAAUACCCGGGCCUGGGCGUCUACCAUUCCUCUGAGAUCUCACUCGUGUUCGGCACUUACCCGGCUGAGGACUCCACGCCAACGCAAGCUAGGUUGAGCCGGUGGAUGCAGAAGCAGUGGGCGGACUUUGUGAAGGACCCACAAAAUGGCCCCGGCUGGGGCCCUUACCCUACGGUCGGAGUGCUGGGAGCGAGCGAGGACGAGGCUGUGACGACAAGAAAUGUCCGAGACCUGGACCCCGUUUGUGCGGAAUGGGAUAAUUUGUACGCACUGGGAUUAGAGAGUGGCUCAUAG
Messenger RNA from Endocarpon pusillum Z07020, 1647 nucleotides. RefSeq lists its product as uncharacterized. Gene Ontology annotation, molecular function: cholinesterase activity. Lineage: Eukaryota; Fungi; Ascomycota; Eurotiomycetes; Verrucariales; Verrucariaceae. The record is from RefSeq and is a predicted model, not a curated record. The coding region runs from base 1 to 1647 and encodes 548 amino acids. The transcript is spliced from 3 exons.